This is a messenger RNA of Folsomia candida, 881 nucleotides long. RefSeq names its product guanosine-3',5'-bis(diphosphate) 3'-pyrophosphohydrolase MESH1 (gene Mesh1). NCBI's taxonomy places the organism in Eukaryota, Metazoa, Arthropoda, Collembola, Entomobryomorpha, Isotomidae. The record is from RefSeq and is a predicted model, not a curated record. Bases 142 to 684 code for a protein of 180 amino acids. Gene Ontology annotation, molecular function: guanosine-3',5'-bis(diphosphate) 3'-diphosphatase activity. The transcript has 4 exons.
ACUAAAUUCCGUUAAAUUAAUGUGCACGUUCAGUUUAGACGCAUUAACUGUAUAAGUACUUUACUGAUAUGUAGUUUCAUCAUUUCAUCACUUUCAUCUCUCGUAGUCCAGCAUUUUCGACCGACUGAACAAAACAUAAAGAUGGGCUCGUUGUCUCAAAUCGCCAUCCUCAUCAAAACAACCAACUUUGCUGCAACCAAGCAUCGUAACCAGAGAAGGAAGGACCCCUCGAAAACGCCAUACAUUAACCAUCCAAUAGGAGUAGCCAACAUUUUAGUCGAAGAAGGCGGAAUUGAAGACCUAGCAGUUAUACAAGCAGCUCUUCUUCACGACACGGUUGAAGACACAGAUACCACGCUGGCAGAGUUGGAACAACAUUUCGGCUCCAAGGUUUCAAGCAUCGUGGCCGAAGUCACAGACGACAAGCUUAAGCCAAAAGAAGAACGGAAACGACUCCAAAUAGAACAUGCAGCCCACGCGUCAACUGAGGCCAAAUUGGUGAAGAUGGCGGACAAGAUUUACAACUUGCGUGACCUGGAGAAAGCCCUCCCUCUCGGGUGGGAUGAUGCCAGAAGACGAGAAUACUUCGUUUGGGCAAAACAAGUUGUAGUUCAUUGCUAUGAGGCGAAUCCAGCGCUGGCAAAUAUUCUCAAAGAGAUUUUUACACGAAGCAUCAAUUUUUAAGGUGCUGGUGGGUGGAGACUAUUUAUAAUGUGUGUACCAGUAUUCACUAUUAAUAGUUUUUACACAUUCCCAUAUCCACCAUUUUUUUUAUAUAAAUGGUAUCUAGUAAACAAACAUAAAACAUCACAAUUACAGCAUUAUGGCAUUACAAACAGAUUGUAUGAAGUAGUAGGACAAUAAAAUACAUAUUUGCAUAG